Molecule: messenger RNA, 492 nt
Organism: Plasmodium gallinaceum
Lineage: Eukaryota; Apicomplexa; Aconoidasida; Haemosporida; Plasmodiidae
Product: conserved Plasmodium protein, unknown function
Exons: 2
Coding region: 1-492 (163 amino acids)
Source: RefSeq, a predicted model, not a curated record
AUGAAAGAAAAAUUAUUAGAAGAUGCAUUAGAAGAAUAUAGAAAAAUUCAUAAAAAAAAUUAUGAAGAAAGAAUAUUAAAGGAAAAUAAAUUAAAUGAAGAAUUGAAAAACGAAGAAUUAACAAAAGAAAUAAUUAAAAAUGAUGAUAUUUAUAAGCAAUUACAAAUAGAAAAGGAUAAAGAAUAUUCUAAACAAUAUUAUUAUGAAAUAAAUAAUUUACAAAGUAGAAAUAACAGAAGUAAUAAUAAUUCAUAUAUAUUAGAUAAUUACACAGAGAGAUUAAUAGACACACCACAUUCUUAUUUAGAAAAUAUUGGAACAGAUAAUUUAUUGGAUACUGGAGGAAAUAUAACCUUUACACAAAGAAUAAGAAACUUUUUUUUAAUCAACAAUCCAAGACAUUUUUUUGUAUGCACUACAUUUCAGGUGAUUUGUAAUAUUUCUGUUUUAAUUUUGGUAAUUAUAUUUAUUGUAAUUUUUGGUUAUUUGUGA